Molecule: messenger RNA, 2454 nt
Organism: Paramacrobiotus metropolitanus
Lineage: Eukaryota; Metazoa; Tardigrada; Eutardigrada; Parachela; Macrobiotidae
Exons: 2
Coding region: 217-1482 (421 amino acids)
Source: RefSeq, a predicted model, not a curated record
CAUCGUUUACACCGCGCCAGUACCGUUUAGCCGGUACACAGUGUUUUCUGCUGAAAUAACAAUCAGUAAUAUGUACUUUAAUGUUAUUUUAUCUGUUUCUCCGAUGUCAGCGCACUUCAGCGAGUUGCUAUAGGAAUAUUCACCUGAUGGAAUAAACCUCCAAGGACCUCCAUGCUACUGUUUUCGGUUUAAUGUAGUAGGUAUACGUAACAGACGAUGAGCGGGGUGUGGCAGAUUGUCAUAGUCAUACCAAUUGCUUUGGGUGCGGUAUAUGUCGCAAUGUUUCACCUGAUGUCUCUCGGUAACAGCAAAUUCACAUUUUUUGCUGCUGAAUAUCUUACGCCGAAAAUCAACACAUCACUCCAAUAUCUUGAACCCAAAGUCAAUACAUCACUUGAAUAUCCCACAUCCGAAGUCAGUACAACACUCCAAAGCUCCACAGCGGAAACCAAUACAGACAAUCCUGUUCCUGAUGUGCUGAAAACCGCCAUCGUCUCCGAACAAGGCAACGAGUUCCCGGUGCAUAUUGUUCGGUUGUACAAGGAUCCACCCAGUGCAGAUUUUCAUGGCCUCUGCUGGACACAGUGUCUGAGCAUCGCUUCCGUCAUUCUUUUUGUGAAACCUGCUAAGAUCUACAUCCAUACCAAUUAUCCAGACUACUGGCCGUUCACUAAUUGCUACAUGAUCACAAAUUAUUCUAUGAUAGAAAUUAUCUACACUCGUCAACGGUUUACUCUCAAUGGGCGACGCCUUGAUAAUAUCUUUCACGAAGCUGAUGUAGUGAAAUACAACGCGGUGUACGAAUAUGGUGGAAUGGUUACCGAUUUGGAUGUUUUUUAUCUUCCCAAAAUCAACGCUUUGGUGAAAGAAUGGAGGGAGGGGAAAUACGAAUGCCUACUGUCCCGCGAGAACAGCGUAAUGAACAGCGGAUUCAUCGCAUGCCGGAAAAAACAUCCGUACAUUCGGGACAUACUAAUGCGCUACCGUUAUGAUUACCAAACCGAUUGGCUGCACAAUAGCGGCAGUGUUCCUUUUGAAAUUUAUAACAAGAAUCCACUCUAUCAAAAAUAUCUGUACGUGGAUGCACAAAUGUCCAACCAUUCCAAAGACUAUAGUGGACCGGUGCCGUACAACGAGAUCCCGGCAUGGCACUACUUCGAUCAUCAUUGCGAAGGCAGUGAAAGCAGCACGCUGAAUCAAGCUGUAAAUUCUUCCUUCUGGGAGAUGCUGCAUUUCAUACAAGGAGAAUCCUGGAAAGUGUUCCAGUUUCCAACGACUACCUCGACGCAGUCAACGACGUCGACUCAAACAACGACGUCGACACAGGCAACGACAUCGAUACAGGCCACGACGUCGACAGAAACAACGACGUUGCUGACCACGAACCCGGUUGUAACAAGUACGAUUCCGAAUACAACCACGUCGGAGCCUAAUACAACAACCGUCGCAGUGACGACAUUGACGAACACUACAAAGGUGUAAAAAAUCGAAAACUUCCAGAUUAUCUUAAUAAAGGCAGUAACAACAAGCUUGUGUGAUGAUCCCGAGGUGUUUCUAAAUAUCGUUCGAAAAAACCUUUACUGGAUUUUUUUUAUUUUGUGAUAGUACAGUAGCUGGAUUUCUCAUUACAGUGGGCAGUGGCCAUCCUUUACUAAAAUUUUCUGAAAUGGUAUGUUAACGAAUAAUAACGCGGAACGACGAAAGUAAUGGAAAAGUAAGGCAGCCAAGUGGCACUGCAACCGUGUAACGAUUACACAUUUAGCUGGACUGAAAGUAUCUUGUAUCCACAGCUAUCCAAAAAGUCACCUUUUUUACGCUCGAAAAGGCCGUAAGCACAAUUUCCCGGAGCAUCAACGCCUUUACAUUUCAAAAUUUUUUCAGUUGUUGUGCAUUCGUAAAUCUUCUGACGGAGAGGAAGCCGGGGCUUUUGGAGGGUACGAUUCUGCUGAAUUUCUAGAAUUUCAACCGUCAAAGCCGGGUUUUGUAGCGACAGGAACCUACUCGUAUAUUCUAUUUGAUAAGGGUCGAAGCAACAUUGAAAUAUGUAUAGUUGUGAAGAAGUUAACGAACAAAAUGGCCGUCUAAUUUACCAAGGUGCCCUGGCUCAGUCUAUUGUCUGAUUGCCAAUGUGUUAAUUUUAUUCGAAAAAACAAUCUUUAGGACGUACAAAAUUUAUGUUAAGUAAACCUUACGUCAAGGUCUGAUUUUAUAGUAAAUUGUUUUGGAAAACUAGGUGGAGUUUGAGGUUGUCCUGGAAACGAAAAUUCGAGUUUCUUUAUUUUAGAACAAAAAUUCCUGUUAUUUAUAGAAGUACAUUACUGUGUGUUACAUUACAAUUUUUGGAAGAUAGGUUGUUCUUUGGUUUUUUACUGCUAAGAGCUAUGACAAUCUUGUGACCGUGUUCGGCCAGGAAACGAGAGAGCUCAGGCCACGCACAUGAAAUUCUCGUGAAAU